Molecule: messenger RNA, 1428 nt
Organism: Macroventuria anomochaeta
Lineage: Eukaryota; Fungi; Ascomycota; Dothideomycetes; Pleosporales; Didymellaceae
Product: SET domain-containing protein
Exons: 2
Coding region: 1-1428 (475 amino acids)
Biological process (GO): peptidyl-lysine monomethylation
Cellular component (GO): nucleus
Molecular function (GO): protein-lysine N-methyltransferase activity; protein binding
Source: RefSeq, a predicted model, not a curated record
AUGGCCGACUUUGACGGCGCCGGUCAGGCAUUUCUGUCGUGGUUACAGCAGUCUGGAGCGGAGAUCAGUCCAAAGAUCAAACUCGAAGACCUUCGACAUGCGCAAGCCGGGAGAGGCGUCGUUGCUACACAGGACAUCGCCGAGCACGAGCUCCUCUUUCGUAUUCCCCGCUCAGCAAUUCUCAGCGUCGAGAACUCGAUCCUGUCCAAGGAGAUCCCCGCCGCUACCUUCGACACGCUAGGCCCAUGGCUCUCUCUCAUUCUCGUCAUGCUCUAUGAGUACCUCAACGGCGAUGCCUCCAACUGGGCUGCGUGCUUCUCUGUCCUGCCCUCCGAAUUCGAGACCCUCAUGUACUGGACCGAGGACGAGCUCGCUGAGUUGCAGGCCAGUGCUGUCGUGAACAAGAUUGGAAAAGAGAGCGCAAAUGAGAUGUUUCUUGAGCAGCUGAUCCCAGUGAUCAAGGAAUUUGCACACGUCUUCUUCGCAGAUGACGACCGUGCGCCACAAAAGGCGGAGGAAAUGCGUGAUGAGCGCAACCUCACUCUGAUGCACCGCAUGGGCUCGCUGAUCAUGGCAUACGCUUUCGACGUCGAGCCUUCGGUCUCACACAAGGACGUCGACGAGGAAGGAUAUGCUUCUGAAGAUGAGGAUGAGGCGCUUCCAAAAGGAAUGGUUCCCUUGGCAGACAUGCUGAAUGCUGACGCAGACCGCAACAACGCUCGCCUCUUCUAUGAGGCCGACUCCUUAGACAUGAAGGCUUUGAAGCCGAUCCGUGCUGGCGACGAGAUCUACAACGACUACGGACCCCUCCCACGCUCUGACCUGCUCAGGCGCUAUGGCUACAUCACCGACAACUACGCCCAAUACGACGUUGUGGAGGUCUCCAUGGACCUUGUAACCGAUCUUGCGACAACAGCCAGCAUUUACUCCGAGGCGCGGAUCGAGUACCUUGAUGAAAAAGAGGUCAUUGACACUGGCUACGAUAUCACUGUCAGCGACCCAUUCACACUACAGGAGAGCUUGUCUCCUGAGCUCGUUGUACUUGUCGAGACUCUUUUGCUGCCUGAUGAAGAGUUUGAGCAUCUCAAAAUGAAGGGCAAAUUACCAAAACCCGAAAGGAUGACGAGCAAAGGCACCGAGUUCUUGCAUAGACUGGUUCAGACACGCCUCGCACAAUAUGCUUCAAGCCUUGAUGACGAUGUCCGCGAUUUUACCGGAAUACCAAAUGUAGGCGGACAUGGCUCGAAAGAGCGACGAUUUGCGAUGGCUAAGGCAGUCCGAAUCGGAGAGAAGAGACUGCUGAAGCAGGUGGAAGACGCCCUGGCCGAGAAAGUUGCAAGAGAAGGAGGUGCAUCAAAAAGACCACGAGACGUUGAUGAAGAAGGGGAUGUGGAAAUGGGUGGCACUGGGAAACGGCAAAGAGCAUGA